Messenger RNA from Pseudovirgaria hyperparasitica, 1627 nucleotides. RefSeq names its product CRAL/TRIO domain-containing protein. The transcript is spliced from 3 exons. Gene Ontology annotation, molecular function: phosphatidylinositol transfer activity. The record is from RefSeq and is a predicted model, not a curated record. Gene Ontology annotation, cellular component: cytosol; plasma membrane; cortical endoplasmic reticulum. Gene Ontology annotation, biological process: Golgi to plasma membrane protein transport; regulation of exocytosis. Bases 112 to 1242 code for a protein of 376 amino acids. NCBI's taxonomy places the organism in Eukaryota, Fungi, Ascomycota, Dothideomycetes, Acrospermales, Acrospermaceae.
CCUUGUACCACCAAAAUCCAAAUAAAGUUGAUUUGUUGACUUUAGCUUCACAACAAAACUCACCUUCACACAUUCUUUGUACCAUUGACCUCUCCAAGCACGUGUGAUACAAUGGCGGACGCAAAGCCUACAGAGGUUGUUCCUCUCACAUCCCCAGACGCUACGAACAAGCCCGACGAAGCUCCCCAGAAGACCGAGCCCUCUGGAGGUGCCGUUCUCCCACUCACGCAAGAGCCGGAAGAAGCCCCGGUCGAGCAGAAGACCGAAGGUGCCGUGAACGCCCUUCCUCUAACCUCAUCUGAGGCAACGAAAGAGCCAGAGGGUGAACCUACCAAAGUGGAGCCUGGUGCUGCACUGCCGUUGACUUCUGGUGCUGCAGACUCCCACGACGGCUGGCCAACCCUCACCGCCGAACACCCGCUCUCAAAAUUCGUCGUUGAACUGCCCACUCUCGUCAAAGAGGCCGACUACAAUGAAGUCUGGGGCGUCCACCUCGCGUCUGACAACAGCUUCCAAACGAAGCUCAUCCUCCAGAAGUUCCUUCGUGCAAACCAGAAUGAUCUCUCCAAGGCGAAGGAUCAGCUUCUCAAGACCCUAAAGUGGCGCAAAGAGUUUCAACCUCUCAAGACAAUUGAAGAGGUUUUCGACAAGAGCAAGUUCGGCGGCUUGGGCUAUAUUCUCGACCUGAGUGAUGUUCCCGAAGAUGGCAAGGCAGUCGUGACCUUCAACCUCUACGGCGCGGUCAAGGACAACAAAAAGACCUUCGGCGUACUUGACGAAUUCAUUCGCUGGCGCGUUAGCCUCAUGGAGCUCUCUCUCCAGAAACUCUCUCUAUCAACCGCCACCACUCCGAUACCCGACUGGAAUACCGGCCGCGACCCAUACCAAGCAUACCAGGUGCACGACUACAUGUCCGUGUCUUUCCUGCGCCAAGACCCUCUUGUCAAAGCCGCCGUCAAGGCCACCGUUGACACCUUCUCCGCAUACUACCCGGAGACACUAUCACGCAAGUUCUUCAUCAACGUGCCUGCAGUCAUGGGCUGGAUGUUCACGGCCGCCAAGAUGCUUCUGAGCAAGGAGACCGUGCGCAAAUUCACCGUUCUGAGCUCCGGUAGCACGCUAGUGUCGGAAUUAGGUCCAGAUGUACCGGAGCAGUACGGCGGUAAGGGCAAGAGCCUCGAGGAAGCUGGCACAGGUCCAAAGAUGGAUGACAAGACAGAGGUUGCGGUUACGACCGAGUGAAGUGAAAAAGUCAUGUAUGGGGCACGAGACAUACAGUUAUUGUAUUCCAACCCCUUUUCUUUCUGAACAGCGUAUUACUCGAUGCUCCCUGAGAUGUAUCCUUGUAUAGCUCCGGCGCGCAUCUAUCUACAUAUUGUCAGGCAAAUAGUUGCUUCUUUUGUUCUCUUUCUGCGGGACUUCCGAUGUCUAGUCAAUACUACCACAAAAUGUUUCGGCGGCAUGCAUUCUCGUAUAGCUACUUCGUAUUAGCCUCUUGUCAGACUUUGACAGUAUUGAGAUGAUGUUUUUUGCAACCGGUCGGUUAGACCUAUUUGUCACUAUCGUUGCCAUUCAUGUUUGGCUGGGGGAUAUAUCUCCACAUUCUCGCUUGUCGGUCACAUCGGUG